Hypoxylon fragiforme is the source of this 2652-nucleotide messenger RNA. RefSeq lists its product as uncharacterized. The coding region runs from base 1 to 2652 and encodes 883 amino acids. Gene Ontology annotation, cellular component: membrane. The record is from RefSeq and is a predicted model, not a curated record. Gene Ontology annotation, molecular function: ATP binding; ATP hydrolysis activity; ABC-type transporter activity. Gene Ontology annotation, biological process: transmembrane transport. The transcript is spliced from 2 exons. Lineage: Eukaryota; Fungi; Ascomycota; Sordariomycetes; Xylariales; Hypoxylaceae.
AUGCUGACUUCCCGAGUUUCACAGACCAAGAUGGCGGAAGUCAUCAUUAGCCCUCCUCUAUCCCCUGCGGAGAGGGUUCGUGAUCUUACUCAGUACCUCUACCCGGAUCUUCUACUCUUAGCGUUCAUCGUCAUCGGUGCCACCCACUCCGUCUACACCGCCGUGCGCAAAGAUGAUAUUGUUGCGCCCACCAUCAAAGGUCCCGGAGGCAAGCCAUUGCCUGUGACCAAGAAAAGAAGAGAAGAUGAAGACGAUGAAGCUCCGGAACCUGAAGGAUUUACUCCCAUGGCCAGAAGAUUUUUCCAAUAUUCUAUGAUUAUAGCUACCUUGACAUUUUUCGCUGCCGGUGGCGCAAUUGCUGCUCGUGCUCUAAUCCAUAGAGAUGCAAACGGUGACCAUGGCUGGUGGUGUGGCGAGCCCAAAACCGUUUUUAUUCUCGGAUCGGCUUUUCUUUAUGUCUACCUGACCUUGACUCUGUUUGACUGGAAAAGUAGCCCGAGCCUGGUUCACAUCCUUACCUGGUGCUUUGCGCUGUGCGGAGACAUUAUUAUCUUCGCUUCCGAUGCCAUUGUUCUGUCCCGCCCCCACAAAGUCAUGACUAAUCUCAUUCACGAUAAGUAUGUGAUUGUGAACGGGCUAAACAAGUGGGAUGUAGUUGACCUUGGCCUUGACCUGGGGAGAAUCGGUACACUGAUCGGCUUAAUUGUGGUCUACUCUGCAAUUAAGUUAUUAAGGAAACGGACUAAACCAGAGAAAUACGAACAUAUGCACGAUUAUGACUACGAUAUUGACGAGAGUAGCCCCCUCAUAAAUGGUGAAGCAAAUGGCUAUCAUACGAAUGGCCACACAAAUGGACACACAAAUGGUCACACAAAUGGUCACACAAAUGGCCACACCCCUCACCCAGGUGUGAAUGGCAUCGCCACUGCUAACACCAAUGGCGCUGCCGAUGGAAGUCACCAAAUGGUGGACGAUGAUGCAGGGUUUUACCGACCGGAGAAGCUACCGCAUACCACUUGGUUCGAGUAUCUCCGUGGCUACUCUGUCUUCUUUCCGUACAUGUGGCCUAAUAAGCAACCAAGACUGCAGAUUAUUGUCGUGGUCUGUUUUGUUCUGUUGGCACUUCAACGAUGGGUCAAUAUCAUGGUUCCUUACCAGAUCGGUAUUGUUACCAACCAGCUUUCUGGAGAUGACCUCGAAAAGGGAGAGGCGCUCGCGAUGCCUUGGGUCUCCCUUGGACUUCUCAUUAUGUAUAAGCUACUGCAAGGGCCUUCAGGGCUUUUAGGAUCUCUCCGGUCUCUAUUGUGGAUUCCCGUGUCACAACAUACUUACCGGGCUCUGACCACCUCAGCAUUUGAACAUGUGCACUCUCUAAGUCUUGACUUCCACCUGGGAAAGAGAACCGGAGAGGUACUGUCUGCGCUUAAUAAGGGCUCUUCCGUCAAUGCCUUCCUCGAACAGGUCACAUUCCAGGUUUUCCCGAUGCUUAUCGACUUGUUUGUAGCUAUUAGCUACUUCUACGUUAGGUUCGAUGCCGUCUACGCCGUUAUUGUCUGCUCCAUUACAUUUUACUACCUAUUCCUCACCAUUCGUAUGGCGUCCAAGACUGCCGAUCAACGGCGGGCCAUGUCCAACGCAGACAGGGAGGAAGAGGCUGUCAAGAACGAUUCCAUUAUUUCGUACGAGACAGUCAAGUAUUUCAAUGCGGAAGCCUUCGAGUUCAACCGGUACAAAGAGGCCAUACAGAAUUUCCAGGUCGCCGAGGCCAGAGUCACGUGGAGCAUAAGCACCAUGAAUAUAUGCCAGUCGAUGGUAUUCAUGAUAGGCAUGCUGGUCGCCAUGAUGCUUGGGGCGUACCAAGUCACGAUGGGCACCCGAAAGGUGGGAGACUUUGUCACCCUAAUGACUUAUCUGGGCCAGCUUCAAGGACCGCUCAACUUUUUUGGUACAUUCUACCGUACUGUUCAGCAGGCUAUGAUUUCCGGAGAACGCCUUCUUGAGCUUUUCAAACAGCGACCCACCGUUGUUGAUCGCCCGGGCGCCGCUAACGUUACCUCGUGUGAAGGUCGUGUUGAAUUUUCUAAGGUCAAAUUCGCCUACGACAAGAGAAAGCCUGCGCUGAGGAAUCUUAGCUUCAUGUGUGAACCGGGCAUGACGACCGCGCUAGUCGGCGAGUCCGGUGGUGGUAAAUCGACACUCUUCCGGCUGAUGUACCGCUAUUUUAAUUGCCAAGAAGGCAACAUCAGGAUUGACGGCCGCGAUAUCAAGGAUGUGACAAUCGAUUCCAUUCGACGCUUUAUUGGGGUGGUACCUCAGGACACCGUCUUAUUUAAUGAUACCCUUAUGUACAACCUGAGGUAUGCCAAUCAAAGCGCAACUGACGAAGAUAUCAUCGCCGCAUGUCAGGCUGCCAGCAUUCAUGACAGGAUCAUGUCUUUCCCUGAUGGAUAUAACACCAAGGUUGGCGAGCGUGGUCUCCGCCUGAGCGGUGGUGAGAAGCAGAGGGUUGCUAUUGCGCGAACCCUGCUUAAGAACCCAAAAAUCAUCAUGCUCGACGAGGCUACAUCGGCGCUUGAUAGCCAUACAGAACAACAAAUCCAAUCUCGGCUAGCUAGCAUUGGUCGUGGACGUACAAUGCUCAUUAUUGCGUAA